UGACUUUAAACGUAGGAAAGACACCAAAAUUUAUUUCUUAUUAACUUUUACCCUUACGCAUAGUAUAAGGUGUUUCUUUUUAAAUCAAACUUACAUUAAAAAUUAUUCUUGUAAGGAAUUUGGAAAACAUGUAUAUUUAUAGUUAAUCCUCUACACUGAUGGUAUCUUAAGAUUUGUAAAAAUGAUGAACCUCAUUAAUAUGAUGCAGAAUUAAAGGAAACUAAAUAAUCUCGUAAAACGACAACUUUUUUAAACAUUUUAUUUUCGGAAAAAAGGUGCAAAGUUUCACAGAAGGUUGGUUCUAAGCAAAUGUAAAUCAAUGCAUAAGAAUGAUUUGGGAUUUGAUUUUAAGAAGUAGUUUUUUGUCGUUUAUUUUUGUCUUCGGAUUGAUCGGUAACGUGUUUGUUAUAUAUUUUUUCUCUUUCAAAAUGAAAAAAGCACCAAACUUCCGUUGGUUAAUCAUACAUCUUGCAAUUGCUGACGUAAUUUACGGAAUAAUCACUCCAACCCAGUUUUUAUAUUUGCUUUAUACAAAUGGUGAAUGGCGGUUAGGUGUUGCAACGUGUAAAUUUGUACUGUUUGUUAGCCCAUUAACUACAAACGUAAGUGCAUGGAUACUAUGUUAUAUGGGUUAUGAGCGACAUAGAGCAAUAUGUUACCCGUUUUCGCCUCGAUUAUCAGUGCUAAACAUAAAUAUUGGUGUGUUUUUUAUAUGGGUAUCCUGUAUGCUUUUAAAACUACUACAUAUUUUACGAGGUGAUGUUUAUAUGAAAGAAUGCGUCUUUUCCGCUUUAAGCUCAACAGAAUAUAACGCAAACGCAAUCUUAACAUUAAUAGUUGAUAGCUUGAUUCCAAUGGUUCUAUUGAUUUACUUCUUGUUACGAGUAAAUGUGACGUUGCGGUUGCGUGCAAGAUAUUUAGACGACCUCAGAAGUAAUGUUCCAAGUAUUAAUAUGAAUUCAAUUUUUCUUGCGCAAAGAAAAAAUUUUUACAGAGAUGUAAAAAAUACAGAAAACGAUCUUUUUGUAAAAAUUAAUGAUGAGCAAAUUAACCCAUUUAGGUUGUCAAGAGCUGUGUCAUUUUGUGAAAAAAGGCGGAAUGCAAUUUGUUUUGAUCCAAGUCUGCAACGUGCUGCGCGUAUGGCACAAGAAGGUUAUUGUACAGAAAACAUAGAAGAUUUGAACAUAUGUAGACCUUUAUCAAGUAAAAAUCAGUUACGGUGUCAGAAUCACAGUAUUAAUACUUUAGUAGCUACAAUAAGUCGCAAACGAGCCUCAUUAAAAGAACUGUCAAGAAUAAGGAUCAAAGAAGCAGGUGAUCGAGCUAUUAUAAAUGUGUUUUCACUGACAGUCAUAGCCUUUUUUUUAUCAUCGCUUCCAUAUAAUAUUUUUUAUUUAGUAGUAAUACUGUUGUAUUCGUCUUUUUUUACGGAAGACGAUAUUAAAAAGCACAGAUCUAAAUUAAUGAUUGCAAAUAAUUGGCUUUCGCUUUUGGUUGUGUUUGGAUGCGUGAUUAAUAUUUUUAUUUACAGCGGAAUGUUUCCCAAUUUCCGUCGCCAGAUGCAUGGAUGGCUGCGUAGAAAAAGUAAAAGAACAGUUAGGUUAUUUUUUGUUUCGUGGAAGAAUAUUCUUAUUGGAGUACGAAGCUAAAAAAAAAAAAAAAAACAAUUAAAGAGACGCUUUUUAUAAUAUAUUUUUUUAAAUUUUUGUAUUUAAAGAUGUUGUAAAUAAAAGUCAAUAAUUAAGUUAUAUAAAAGUUUGUAGAGUACUUCAUGCACGUAAAGGCUGCACAGUUUGAAAACCGAUUUUAAAAACUAUUUUU
Molecule: messenger RNA, 1821 nt
Organism: Hydra vulgaris (swiftwater hydra)
Lineage: Eukaryota; Metazoa; Cnidaria; Hydrozoa; Anthoathecata; Hydridae
Product: cysteinyl leukotriene receptor 1
Biological process (GO): neuropeptide signaling pathway
Cellular component (GO): plasma membrane
Molecular function (GO): G protein-coupled peptide receptor activity
Source: RefSeq, a predicted model, not a curated record